Messenger RNA from Enterobius vermicularis (human pinworm), 125 nucleotides. The record is from the annotation of a GenBank genome assembly. NCBI's taxonomy places the organism in Eukaryota, Metazoa, Nematoda, Chromadorea, Rhabditida, Oxyuridae.
AUGGAAAUCUAUGAUACUGCUGCUUCUCCUGUUGCUGAUGAUGGUGGUGACGGCAGCGUUGGUAGUGCUGCUCCAGCUGCUAUUGCUGCUGUCCUUGUCGGUAAGGACUCAAGAGUAAAAUAGCA